CAUCAUUGGUGUCAGUGGGAGGAAUUGUGCCCCAUCAUUGGUGUCAGUGGGAGGAAUAGUGCCCCAUCAUUGGUGUCAGUGGGAGGAAUAGUGCCCCAUCAUUGGUAUCAGGGAGGCAUGGGACAGCAUCAGGUCAGCGGCACAGGAGUAGUGCCCCGCAUUGGGACAGGUGGGGGCAGUAGUGGGACCAUCUUUAGUGCAGUGGGACAGGAAGUGUCCCACAGUGGUAUCAGUGGGGGCAGUGGGACCGAAGUAAUGCAGUGGGAGGAAGGUAGGGGCUGUCCCAUCAUUGGUGUCAGUGGGACAAUAGCGGGCAGUGGGUCAGUGAGGAGCGCAAAAGUGACAGGUCAGGGGUGUCAGUUGACAGGAGGAGCGCAGUGGGACAGGUGAGGGGCAGUGGGACAGGAGAAGGAGCACAGAGGGACAGGAGGAGGCAGUAGGAGAGGAGGAGGGCAGUAGGA
This is a messenger RNA of Staurois parvus, 461 nucleotides long. The record is from the annotation of a GenBank genome assembly. Lineage: Eukaryota; Metazoa; Chordata; Amphibia; Anura; Ranidae.